Messenger RNA from Parus major (Great Tit), 2493 nucleotides. It is a transcript of the gene TMEM106C, whose product is annotated as transmembrane protein 106C. Bases 834 to 1628 code for a protein of 264 amino acids. The transcript has 8 exons. The record is from RefSeq and is a predicted model, not a curated record. NCBI's taxonomy places the organism in Eukaryota, Metazoa, Chordata, Aves, Passeriformes, Paridae.
CGCAAAAGUUGAGAGGUGCUGGAGGUGAUGCUGGGCUGAACUGGGGCGGUGUGGGCACCGCUCCAGAUUGGGACAGGUGGGCUCAGACUGGUGUGGAAGCGCUCCGUGCAGGGAGCAGGGCUCUCACACCGGUAAAGGCCGAGUCUGUGCUGGUCUGAUGGGGCUCACACUGUGACAGAGAUCCCCAAACCGGGGGCUCAGAGCUCCAUGCGGGUUCUCGCCCCCCAAAACCUCCACGCUCGCGCAUGCGCGCUCCGGCCGCGGAGGCCCCGCUGUGCGUACGCGCGCAAUUAAAUGACGCCCCGCCCUUCAUCGCCCUGCCCCGCCCAACCGGAAUCGCGCCUUCCUUCUCCUCCCAACCGGAACCGCGCCUUCCUUCUCCGCCCAACCGGAACCGCGCCUUCCUUCUCCUCCCAACUGGAACCGCGCCUUCCUUCUCCGCCCAACCGGAACCGCGCCUUCCUUCUCCGCGUGCGCGAUUUUGACCACGCCCAUCACAUGCAAAUGAAGGUUGUGGUCAGUGGCCCCGCCCCCGAAAAUCGGCACGUGCGCUCUGGGUGAAUCGACGGGGCGUGGCUCGCUUAACCCCGCCCGUCCGUUGUGACGAAAUAGCCCACGUGAUGGGCGUGGUCGGAACAAGCCCGCCCCACCCCACACGAGGGUGAAUGAGCGGGGCCAUGGGCACUCCACGCCCACCUCCAACUCGCGCCGUUGCCACAGCGACGGCGGCUGCGCGCGGGAACGGGGGCCAGGCGCCCCCUGCCGGAGAGCGCUGAGGCACGGGUUCCCUGCGGGAAGGGCUCUGUGACACAGCCGUUCCUAUCAGCCGCCCCAUGGGCUCUGUGCGUUCCCUGUCUGCUGUCAGCUCUGCCCUGGGCCACAGCAAGGCCGAGCAUGAGGAGGGUGAGAAUUUAUUGGGCAGCCAGGAGCCUGUGGAGGACAUGGGCAAGAUUCCCUACAUGGAAUUCACAGGCCAGGACAGCGUCACCUGUCCCACCUGCCAAGGCACCGGAUGCAUCCCCACAGAGCAGGUGAACGAAUUGGUAGCUCUGAUCCCCUACAGUGACCAACGGCUUCGCCCUCAGAGAACGAAACUCUAUGUGCUGCUCUCAGUGCUGCUCUGCCUUCUGCUGUCUGGCCUGGGGGUUUUCUUCCUGUUCCCCCACUCCGUGCUGGUGGACGAUGAUGGCAUCCAAGUGGUCCAGGUGUGGUUUGACAGGAAAAACUCUGCUGUCCUCCUGGCCAUCACGGCCACCCUGAGGAUCAGAAAUUCCAACUUCUACUCGGUGGCAGUGAGCAGCCUGAGCAGCCAGGUGCAGUACAUGAACACUGUGGUGGGCAGCCAGCAGCUCACCAACGUCUCCAGCAUCCAGCCCCUGCGGGACAAACUGGUGAAUUUCACCGUGAAGGCAGAGCUGGGUGGAUCCCUGUCCUAUGUGUAUUUUUUCUGCACUUUGCCCAAGGUGAAGGUCCACAACAUCGUGAUCCUCAUGAGGACCUCGGUGAAGCUCUCCUACAUCGGCCACAGCACCCAGAGCACCCUGGAGACCUUCCAUUACCUGGACUGCAGCUCCAACUCCUCGGCACCGCUGCCUGCCCUGGCCCGGGGGGCUCCUGGGGCUCCCUGAGGGCUCCCGGGGGGCUCCUGGGGGGCUCUGAGCGACCUGGGGCUACCUCAGGCUGGCUGCAGGCACCGGGAGUGUGUGGGGACAAACCCGGCAGCUCCGAGGCUCCUGCUCUUUUUGGGAACGAAUCUGGAACUUUCCCUCCUGAAUGAAGGGCUGAAGUCAUGAAGAUUUACAGUGGUUUGCACCUGUUCUGGAAGCUUGGCACUGUCAGGGUGUUUUAGGGUAAAUGGAUGUAAUUUUUGAGAGUAAAUAAUUUAUUUUUUCAGGGGAAAUGAAUUUAUUUUCCUGCUCAGUGGUGGCAGCACCUCAGGACCCCAGCAAGGGGACAGUUCCCACCAGGAAUGUCCCUCUGUUACACUCGGGAAGGAGGCAAAGGAACCCAAAUCUUUGGAAUGAACUUUUUCCUCCUUUUUCCCCUGUGGCUCCAACGUAUUUGGCAUCCAGAGGCUCUUUCCUGGGGUUUGAAAUCCGGGAAUUUGCUGCUUUUUAUGCUCCACUUCCCACAGCAGCAGGGAUUGGAAGGGGUUUUGUGGGAGGCUGGGAUUCCAAGGCCUCCCUGCCGGGAGCUGGACAUUCCUGCCGGCCGCUAUCCCGAGGAAAAUCCAGCUGCCAGCUCAGCCCCCGCAGCCCUUUGGCAUUUUGCCCCUUUUUUGGGAGUUUUCUUCUGGAAUUUCAGCCCUCGUUUCCCAUGGGAUUUGGGAGCCAGGCACAGCUACAGGUGAGGGAAUCCUUCUUCAGUGGAAAAAUUACUGGAUUUUUGGGUGAGAGUGACACAAAAUCCACACUUUGCUCCCUUUUCUGACAGGAGAUUCCUGCCCCUGCAGUGUUUUUAGGGCUGAAUCCUUCAUUAAACCUGAUUUGGAUA